Messenger RNA from Calidris pugnax (ruff), 2385 nucleotides. RefSeq names its product rhomboid domain containing 1 (gene RHBDD1). NCBI's taxonomy places the organism in Eukaryota, Metazoa, Chordata, Aves, Charadriiformes, Scolopacidae. Gene Ontology annotation, cellular component: membrane. Bases 135 to 1082 code for a protein of 315 amino acids. The transcript is spliced from 7 exons. Gene Ontology annotation, molecular function: serine-type endopeptidase activity. The record is from RefSeq and is a predicted model, not a curated record.
CUGGCUCACGUGGUACGGCGCGAGGUUCCGGGCCGCCGCCGUGUGAAUAAUUCCCAAAACUUUUGUGGUUUUCAAUUCAAACAAAAGACUAGAAAUCAGAAUAAUCUUCACAUUUCUUUGAAUAAGAAGUCAUAAUGCAACGAAGGCAGGGAAGAGUCAACGCUGGACUGCUUUUGCUGCUUUAUCAAAUUUCUCAAGUUGGACUCCAGAACAUUCCUUCUGUUACCCUUGGGGUACUUGUACUGAAUAUUUUUCUCUUUCUGAACCCUGUGAGGCCACUGUCUGAAGUGUGCAUCAGUGUAAAGGAAGGCUUCUACAGAAAGAACUGGCAGCGUUUACUGCUUUCUCCUUUCCAUCAUGCAGAUGACUGGCAUUUAUAUUAUAACAUGGUUUCCAUGCUUUGGAAGGGGAUAAUGCUGGAAAAAAAGCUUAAGAGCAUAUGGUUUGCAUACAUAAUUGCAGUCUUUUCAUUGCUGAUUGGAGUUGUUUAUAUGGUGCUGGAAUUCAUGCUUAUGAAAAUUCUGGAUGAUCCUUCGUAUGAAAUGAAUUGUGCUGUGGGUUUUUCAGGAGUCUUGUUUGCUUUGAAAGUUCUCAACAACCAUUACAAUCCAGGAAGAGUCAGCAGUGUUCUUGGAGUGCGGAUACCCAGUAAAUAUGCUUGUUGGGUGGAGCUGGUGGCUAUUCAUUUAAUCUCCCCAGGGACUUCUUUUGCUGGGCAUCUGGCGGGGAUUCUUGUUGGAUUGAUGUACACUAUGGGACCUCUGAAAAAGAUCAUGAAAGCCUGUGCAGGUGGCAUUUCUUCAUUUACUGACCCUGCCAGGCCAAGGGACUACUACUAUUCAGACUAUUAUGACUAUCCAGGUUACCAAUACAGGACGCCAAGGAACUAUUAUGAUUAUACAGGUGGCCUCACUGAAGAAGAACAACUGGAAAGGGCAGUGCUAAACAGUCUUAAUGAAAGAGAUUUUGGUGGAGCAACAUACAAUAAUGAGCGGCGACCCUAUGGCUUUUGGUUUCCACCUGAGCAACAGUCACAAGAGGAAGUAAGAAGGCAAAGGCUUCGUAGGUUUGAGAGACGAUGAAACUGGCAGGUGUUGGUGUAAAUUGUAAAGCGCUAUUCAGAGUUACCAAAAUAUUUGCAGAUUUAUUUGUAAUCUGUAAUAUGAAGAUUUGUUUGUAAUAUUUUUCCAGAUUUUUUUACUAUUAGCUGCAAAACUGCAGAGGAUUUUGUGAGUUUAGGAUCAAAAUUGGAACCUGCAUAAAAACUGUGAGAUUAGAAUCAAAAUGUGAUCUUUGGCAGUCUCCAUCUUAAUGCACCUUAAAUAUGGAAGAUGACUGAUGGUUUUACCAAACUGUCUUUUUUUUCCUAAGUUCUUUUGUGUAGCUUCAAGAAUUCCUUGGCUUUUUGACGGCUGAUAUUUUCAGACAACAGGUUUACUUCAUCCACCACAGAUGAGAAAAACAUUACUUUUUUUUGUAUACAAUUGUAAAACUAUGCAAUUUUUCCUUACAAAAUUGUCUCUGGGAUGACCAACUGGUUUUGGGAUUGGCGUGUGAAAUGUCACUUGACAUUUGUUGCUUUGAUGACGACAGCUGGAUCAUGAGAGCCUAGGCUCAAGCUUUCCAGCAGUCUUGCGAACUGUGUGAAAAAUCGUUGUGGGUGUCCUUGCCUUAAGGAGUUAUUUAAUACAAGCUUUCAGUCUUGCAGUCUUCCUUAAAACAUGCUAUUUUAUUUAGAGCUUGUAUGUGAUAAAAAUGAGUUGUAACUACUUGUUAAGAAAGGCUUUAAGAAAUCAUAUUUAUAUUUUAAAUUAAGAAAUGCUUCCCUUUAGAGUUGAAAUAAUUUGUUGGGAGUUUUAUGGAAAGGGAGGUGGAUAUACCAUACAAAGAAUGUAUUUAUUUAGUUACUUAGUCUUUUUCAAAGCAUCUUUUUUUUUCCUUUUUAAGAAAGCUCGGAAAUGGUAUGUCUUGGUUGCUUUUCUAUAAGUGCAGUAGCCAUAGAAUAAAACAGCAGAUAUUUCUACAGUCGGCUAACUUUUCUACACUCACUAAAAAUAUGUAUCAAAAACCUGCAUACAGUUUACAUAUUUUUCUCAGUAGGUACUAAUUAGAUGUAAAUGAGGAGGGAGCAUUGGUUCCUCAGAGUAAUCUUUUAAUGCUCUGGUCAAAAGUUUCAGUGUAAUUUACUGUCUUAAUCUCUGUUAUUUUAAUUAUUUAAAACCACUGGAUUAACCACUAGUUGGGUGAAAAAUGGUACUUAAGUAAAAUCAAAAACACGUUUGUAAUUUUAAAAGCACUUGUUUUUGUAAAGUGAGGUUAGAAAUAUUUGCCAUUAAAUAUUCACUAAAAUUGCCAGUAAUAAUAAUUGUUCAGCUGUUUUGACUC